GGGAGUUUUCUUUUCAGAGAUGGGCUCAACAGAGAAAUAUGAAGAUGAUCUCAGCAAAUAGUGGCUAAAGCUUGGAGUUUUGUGGCAGAACUAAUUAUACAAAAUAACCUACAAUUAUGCCUGUUCCAAAAAGAGAUAGUCAACACAGGACCCGUGCAAGGGGCAUAGCAAGGCCAAGGGAUGGUUCCCUGGAUCACAAAGGGAGGAAAAAGGACCCUAUCCCAGCAGCCAAUGUGGCCUCUGUUCUCUCACUACCACCACUAUCACCAGCCUUCAUGUAUGAGCCCCAGCCAGGUCGAGCCCUCAGCACUGGAAACCUCUCCCCUGCUCCCACUCCUCUGUCCAUGGUGGAGCUCCCUCGCCUCGUGGCAGAGGUGGGUCCUGAGCUGGCCAUGGGGGAGUCACUGUGGAUGGAGGGACCUCGUCUGAUUGCUUCAGCGCUGGGGACUGAUAUCCCUGUCAAAGUUACUCAGGUGUCAUUCGAGGAAUCUGCACUAGACAGCUUUACAGGUCAUGGAGACGUGUCCCGGGUAAAGACUGCUGAUCAAGACAAAGAGACAGAAGCAGGAAAAGAUGACAAGCACAGAGAGCCUCUGACUGGCACAGAGGUGGUGGAAAUCUUUGCAAAGAAAAGACAUCUGGGAAAGCUUCAGUUUUUCCACUUGCAAGCUGUGAACAAUGGCCCAUUCAGACCGUAUGACCUUCGUGUGGUCCCUCCCAAUAGAGCAGGCACUGAGCACUUCAUCUUCUCCCCCACCUCUGUGCUGCAUGUGCAGGAUGGAUGCAGUGCUGGGCUCCUUUCUCUGGCAGAGUGGCAUCGGGAGGCCGUACUGUGGAGAGCCUUGCAGGAUAUCCAAUUUUUCAGGAACUAUUUACUUCGUAAGGCAUUCAUCAGAUGGCAUAGAAGCGUGUGUAAGAUCACUCUGCAGAGGAAGUGUGAAGUACUGCAGGGUCUGCUACUCAUGGCUGUACCCCAGUUCAGAGACGCUCUCUUUCAAUUCUCCAGACUGAUUGAAGAACUAAAAGGGGUUCACUGGUUGCCACAGGAUGAAUGCAAGACCUACACCCUUCUGGACUUCCAGAGUGCCCUCAUGAAAAAGAACCAGGAGUGCUGUAGGCUUCUUGAGAUAUUCUUGCAGUAUCGUGCUCUCAUCCUCAACAUGGUCCAGGAGGACAGCUAUGGGUCUCACCAGGAGCUGCAGUUACGUGUUGAACACUCCCAGCUCAACCAGCGCAGCCAGCCCCUGUACCUCCAGCUGGCUCAUCUGAGGGACCUGAGGAAGGAGCUGGGCCGGGCAGAGUAUGUCAUGCAGCAGCUGGGAAAUAUGGCCGCGCUGGCCGAUCAGAUGAUCGUGCAGGGUCUCGUCACAAUCACCCACCGAGAGGUCACUUCUUUCCUCAACAACGUCAUGAAGAGAGAGCAGCCACAGCAGGGGAGUCUGUUCCAAGCAGAGCUGAUAUUCGGAGCAGACGGUCAGCCGACUCUGUUCCCACCCAUGCACUUGUUCCAGGAGGUGCUGCGAGGGGCACUGCUGUCAGUUGCAAACUCUGCCCUUCAGGUAUUUGACACUUGUAGUUACUCUCUUGAUGCCAAGGACAGUGUGUCUACCAGCACCUCCCUCACCAGUGCUGCUCAGGAGCUAAGCCCUGACCUAAGCAUGGCCUGUACCAGUGGAACUAAUUGUAUCACAGCUUUUGGGGAGAAGAACAGUGAGCCGACUGGUGUCAGCAGCUUCUCCUCCAAGCGGGAGCCUCAUUGUGUUCUAUCAGCUCCCAGGCUGGUGCUGCCCAAGCUGACCCCUCUGAUGGUCCAGGGCCAGAGGCUGAGAGGGCAGUACUACCCCCUGUCCAGGAAACAGCUGGAAUGGCAGCUCAGCCUCAAUGCUGGAGCUAAGGAGGUCCAGAGAGAGCAAGCCAGGAUCACACAGGAGGCUGGGCUUGAGAUCCAGCAGCUGUGUGAGGGACACUCCUGGUUGGUUGACAUCCAUCUGUUCACCAGCCAAUGGAGUCCAGCUUCUCUGGAGACCAUGAGGGGCAUGCCUGCCUUACACUACGAGGAGCACAUUCAGAAGGUGCGCUUCUGGACUGACAGGGUGCGUUCAGUGCCCCCCUCUCUCACCACCUUCAACAAGCUGCUCAUCGUUAACUGCUCCCACAUCCAGGAGAAGAUAGGGCCUCUGUUGAACUCCAUAGAGGAGGAUGUGUUGACUCUGUUGAUUGAGGAGCUGAAGCUGCGCUCAGAGAACUUGAUAUUAGAACUGAAGAGAGCUGUGGAAGGUCUUAGGGUGGAACCCACAGACUUCAACGACUUCACCCACUAUGCCAGCAUGGUGAAACGCUGUGCGAAAAUGUCUGAUGACAUGCAACAACAACUGGAGUAUCUACACUCGCUCCAGGAAACCGUUCGCACCAACUACAGACAGAUGACACCAGAUGAGCUGUUAUUGGAGGAACAGAUGCUGGACCUGUGGGACAUUUUUGUUCCUCUCCUGAAGCAGGGAGCAGAGACAGUGUGCCAGCGUCUUCCCUCUAUGGCUGACACCCUGGACAACACCUUCUCCUCCCUGGCCCACGACCUGGACGAGAUGGUGACCAAAGCCACCUCUGGACCAUAUCUGGACCCCACUCAGAAUGCUGCACAAAUGCUCAACAAGCUCAAGAUCAUGUGCAGACAGGUGAAUGCUGUCUCUGCUCACCUGACAGAGCUCAGCAGGACCAGUAAAAGUCUCAGAGGAAACCCUCUGGAUUUGACUUUUGUAACAGCAGCCAGGCAGAAGAUGGAAGCUCGCAAAGGACUGUGGGAGCUGAUGACUGUUUCCGCUGCCCAGAUCCAAGAGUGGAGGCUGCUGCUCUUCAGCAAGUUUGUUGUGUCGAGAGCCCAGGAGAAGGUGGAUGAGUGGCUGCAGCAGGCAGUAUCCCUGGCCAGGACCAUCCCUUCCCAAGAUGCUGUGCUACAGGAGACCCUGGGGAUCCUUGAGCGUUUCAACCAGCAGCUCCCUGUGCUGGCAAAACUCAGCAGCCCCACACUCAAACACAAACACUGGAGGAACAUCUUCAAAGGUAUGGGGUUACUUUAUGCACCAGAGUGGAACCUCACUGUAGCUGACCUGAUGUCCAAGAAGCUGAGAGAGCACCAGAAUAAGAUCAGCAAGAUUUGCCAGGAGGCGAAGGCAGAGGCGGACAUGGAACAGGCCUUCAGGAAGCUUCAGAGACGAUGGGAAGCGGCACUGUUCCGACUGGCCAAGUUCAUUGUUACUGUGUGGCAGGAAGAUAAACCACAACUUGGUGCCACACGGAGAAAGAAGCCCACUAAUGGCCUGGUCUCAAACUACCAAACCCCCAAACAGCACUCUCGUGACAGUGGCACCUUCACCAUCAUUGGUCUGGAGACACUCCUGGCUCAGACAGAGGACAGUGUGAUGACUCUGUCCAACAUGCUGCUCUCUCCUCACGUUGCUGAGUUCAGGCCGGAGGUGGAACACUGGGUGCAGCUGUUGCAAGAACUAGAGGAACUGCUUGAUUUCUUUGAAAGGUACCAGCAGAAGUGGGUCUUCCUUAGCAAAAUGUUCUACGAGACAACUGUCAGUGUUCAGAAGGCAGAACUGUUGGACAAGUUCCGUCCUGUGGAUAAGACCUUCAAGGAGAUUAUCCAAACUACACUAAGUGACCCCCACGUGCUGAACAUAGUGCGGCUCAGGAAGACAACAGAGUUGACUUGCUGCUUCCAUGGACACUGCCUCCGUGUUCUCCUUGUAGAGGGUCUGUCCACCAUGGAGGGUAUCUCCAACCAGCUGCUGUACCUCCUGGGCUCACCCCGCGGGGAGUUCCCUCGCCUCUGCUUCCUGAGCGAUGGGGAGGUGAUCAAACUCCUCUCUCUCCACCCCACGCCCUCCGCUCUGCUCCCUCUGGUGCGUAAGUGUUUCCGAGGGGUGCGCUGGCUGGAGGUGGACAGCAAAACUGACAUGCCCCCUGAUGUGACAGAUCUGAGUAGUGGCUUGGAUCUCUCUGACACCCAGAUGUGUGUACAUGGGGUGUAUGGGAGUGCCAGGGAGCAUGUGCCCUUCCUCUGCCCUCUGGAGCCCAACCUCAACCCCCUGGUGUGGCUGUGUCUCCUGGAGCUGCAGCUCCAACAGGCCAUGAUGCAGCUCAUGAAGCAGUGUGCUGUGGCACGACAACAGGUCGAGCUGUUGGAACUGGACCCGGAACGGGAGAAGAAAGUUGGGGACUCCCCGUCACCUGACCCAUUUCGCUACACCAGCCCAUCAAACUCCCUCAGAAAGGAGGAGGGUAAAGAAGCAAAAAGCAUGAACGAUUUGUCUUCUAUGUGGAGUAUACUCUCUGAGUACCCACUGCAAUGCCUACUAGUGGCUGAAGAGGCUUUAUGGUGCAGUGAAGUUCGGAGGGCUUACCAGGCCUCAGCUCCGGUCAAGUGGCCCCGCAUCAAGGCACAAAAUGCUUCCAAACUCCAGAGCUUGUGCCAAGCCAUACAAGACGGUAUCACGGGUGAUAUUGACAAAUCAAUGACCACCCAUCGCAUGGUGACAGUGCUGCAUGCUCUGGUUUUACUCACCAUGAAUCACUCUCAACAGUUAUCUAGGCUCAUGGAGGUAAAGUGUGACCUCGAGUCGUCUUUUGAGUGGCAGAGUUUGAUGAAGUACCAUCUGAUUACAGACACUCAGACUGAGUCAACAACACAAGAGGGCCACCAUGAUUUGUGCUAUGUUGAAAUCUUGGGCACCCAGCUGCCCUAUGGUUACGAAUACCUUGGCCCAGAGCACUGGAUAUUAGUGAACACACCCUCCACGGAUAGAGCAAUACUGGGGAUCCUCCUGGCUCUGACCAGCUACAGGUGUGGCUUUGUGAGCGGACCUUGCAUGUCUGGAAAGAGGAAGACUGUGGUUCAGUUAGGAAGAGCACUGGGACGUCAGGUCAUCUCCUUACAGUGUUGUGUCAAUACAAGUCCCUCUAUCGUCCAGCAGAUGCUGUUUGGGGCCCUUCAGACCGGGGCCUGGCUGGUGCUGGACUGUGUAGACCUGAUGACUCAGGGAGUGCUUUCCCAACUAGGGCAGCAUCUUUCAGACAUUCACCAAUCCCUGUCCUUCCUGCAGAGAAAUACUCAGCAGAAAGGCUUUGAGACCCACACCAAGCCUUCAUCCAGUUUCACCUACCCAAACGGAGAUGGUACAGUUUCACCAAGAGACAGCCAUGGCAACAUUCAGAAAGAGUGCAAGAAGUCUAAUGAACUUGAGUGCCAGAUGUCUUUUUCUGGGAAAAACAUAUUUGCCAAACUGAGCUAUGGCUGUGUAAUCAUUUCAUCAAGAGGAUACACAACAGAGGUCCCAGAUAAUCUGCGAGUGGCGACCAGGCCCAUUUCGUUGGCCCACCCUGACUACAGGAUCAUCACAGAGGUCAUGCUAGUCUCCCUGGGCUUCUCAGAUGCUGUGUCUAUAAGUCGACGGCUGAUCUCCCUCUUUAGCCUAGCCAAAGACUCCCUCUGUCUCCCUGAAUCUGUCAGUGGUGAGCAGACAUCCUGGAUGGUUCUUCUCAGAAACGUCAUCGCUGCCUCUGGGACACACCUACGCAGCAACAGCCGGCUGGAUGUGCAUAUGGAGAAAGUGUUGAGGGAGGAACCUGACGCUCCUAGGCUUCCUCUGGAUGGGAUACUCAAACCACCUGAGACAGUUGGAGGAGACAAAGGUCCCCAGUCUACCCACUACAAGCGUGCCAACCAGUCUGCUGCCCUCAUUCAAGCUGUGUUGGAGGAGCAGGCUGUUGUCAACAGCGUUUUGUCAGUCCUACUAUCUGCUAUCUUUGAGCAGAAGAAAGCCUCACAGUUCCGCACCAUAUUUGAAGAGAUCUUUCCAAUGGCGCGUUCCCACCCUAUUCUCCAACAGUACAUUGAGGAGGAAGGGGAACAGAACCUACUGAAGAGCGCAGUUACAGAGGAGCUGCAACAAAUAGGGUUCCAUGCUGAUACCAGAGUGCUGCGCAAUGCACUCACCCUCUACCAGGCUAUGAAGCUCUCCAGAGCAGUUCUUCUUGUUGGCCCUGCUGGGAGUGGAAAGACAACCUGCUACCGUGCCCUGGCCGGAGCACUGUGUAGACUGGCAGCCAGGGCAGAGGAGGCCGAGUUUGAUGAGGAUCUCACCAGUGAAGGAGAUGGCACGGAAACUGAUUACCAGUCCUCUACUUCAAACUGGAGCUCCGUUGACACCGUGGUCUUAUUCCCCAAUGCUUUGUCCCACGAGGAGCUUUUUGGGGGCUGCUAUGAACAGCAGGGGUCCUGGUGGGAUGGCGCUUUCACAAAAGUACUGAGAGACUCAGAGCGGCAUGACUUCUCAGCCACCGCCACCUCUAAAAAGAAGAAGAAGGGGGGUCAAACGAGGAAGGGGAAGUGGCUGGUGAUGGAUGGAGAGCCACUGGGGCAGCCUGGUUGGUUGGACCCCUUCAGCACCCUCUGCAAUCCUGAGGAUCCCUUCCUGUGCCUCUCCUCAGGAGAGAAGGUUCGGCCAUCCCACAAGGAGCUGAAACUAUUGGCAGAGGUCACAGACCUGGGAGAUGCAGCCCCUUCUGCAGUGACCCGCUGCAACCUGGUGUAUCUCUCUGGGAAGGACCUGUGGAAGGCUGUGUGGAAGGUCGAAAUGGAUGCUCUCUACAGAGAGCACAGUCUGGAUCAGGGGACCCUGAAGAUGUGGAACCGUUUGGCUGAGGACCUUUUCUCCAGCACACUCACUUUCAUUAGGCACAAGGCACUCACACCUGUCAUGCAGGGUGAGGGAGAUGGAUCCAGUAAAUUCAGUAAAGGCAUCACUUAUGGACUGCAAGAAGUGAAUUCAUUCAUUAGGAUUCUGCAUGCCCUUCUGGAGCAGUUUGGGAAAGGACAGGGUUUAAAAGCUACACCAAGGACGACAGACAAAAGAGAAAUGAACCCAGUUGGAGCUCACCCGACAUGCACAGAUGCCCUGAUCCCUUCCACUCAGCAAGAGAUUCAAGCCAGGAACCUCUUUCUGGUGGCCUAUAUCUGGGGCUUUGGCGGACACCUGCAUCCCAGACACUGGCCCCAGUUUGACCUGCUAGCUCGUGAGGCGCUAUUUGAGAGCCGGUACAGAGUGGAGGUUCCCUCUGAGGGGACGGUCUUUGAACACUUUUUUAACCUGAGUGAGGGGAUGAUGGGAGACACUAGCAACCCCAUCAACUGUUCCAGGAGCAAGAGCCCACAGAUGGCCUACACAACUGUCCCCCAGUAUGAGAAAUAUGCCUACCUGCUGGACCUGAUGUUGGAGGCCCACCAGCCAGCGAUGCUGGUGGGAGAGGCAGGCUCAGGGAAGACCAUGCUGUGUCAUUCUCUGUUAAGUCAGGACAGGCCACACAUCCGCCUGCCUGCCAGCCCACGCCUGAGAUCCACUGACCUGCGCAACGUGCUGGAGAGCAUGGGCUGCCAGAAGACCCGGCUAGGAACAAUGGGUACUAUGCUCAAACAGCCUGGACUGCUCCUGUUUGUGGAUGACCUCCAUGAAGCUCCCUGUGAUGCUUUUCGAAAGACGUCCAUGGCUCUGGAGACACUGCGGCAGUGUAUUUCUCGGGGCGGCGUUCUAACUUCAGAUGGUUAUCAUUUCAAGCUGUUUAGUUCCGGAGCUAUCAGCUACUUGGGUACCUGCCGCACAUCAGGAGUGGGCAACCAAUCAGAUUGCAAUCAGAUCUCCUCCCGCCUCUCACGUCACUUCUCCAUCUUGGUGCUGCCUAGUUUGUCUGUAGAUGUUUUAUUCUCCAUCCACUCUCCACGGCUACAGAACUGGCUCAAAGAGUUCCCAUGUAUGCCCAGGUACACGGAUAUGGCACGAUGUAUCAUCACUGCAACCUUAGACCUGUAUUAUGCCGUGUGUGAGGAGUUCCAACCCAACGUCCACAGGCCACACUUCCUCUUCUCCAUGCAUGACCUGCAGAAGGUGUUUCAGGGAAUAUGCUUAUGGGCACCGCGUAACUCUAACAGACAACCACUCCAGAAGAAGGUUAGCCUCAGGGUUGUUCACUCUUCCUCUGCCCUUCCUAGCUUUGCGCCAGCCACACUGGGCCCUGCAGCCAACAUGCUCAACAUAGCUCGUCUUUGGAUGCACGAGUGUCUGCGCACAUUCGGUGACCGGCUGUGCUCAGAGGACGAGGGCCAAGCUCUGGUAUCACUGAUGGCCAAGGUGUCAGAGAGACACUACAGCAGCAGGAUGAGAGUUAAACCCCAGACUGCCAGAGCAGAGGACACCCCAGGUGCUGCAUCAACUAGGCCUAGCACAUAUACACCCCCUCCUACACCAACAGACUACCAGAAGUCAAGCCAUCAGCGACCAUCCACUCCAAAGCAUCCUGCCAAGUCCCCUUUGCCCAUGAAGGCCGAAACAAUCACAGAACAGGAGGAGCAAGCAGAGUUUUCUGACAGGGUGAGCAGCUCAGACUCCAGCUCAUGGGGCAGUAGUGAGGAUGAUUUAUUUGGUGAGAUCUACCCCAAGAAACAAGAAAAUGUCAAGAAAAAGCAUGUGAAGAAACCCCUCAAGGAAGAUAUGUCUUUCUUUCAACUGACACAGCUCACAUCAAGCUCACAUCAAGCCCUGAACCCCUCUCCUCCAAAAGGACCUAAACCAGUCAAUCAGUCAGACUGGAAGAGGAGCCAUAAACUGUGUGAACAGACCCCACAGACUGAGCCUAGCCCAGCCAGGUCCCUUGUGCCUUUACAACUGCUGCAGGACAUGGAGACUGCUAUUCAACAUGUGGUCUUUAGUGUAGAGCUAUUGGAGCCACUCCCCUCCAUGUCUCAGCAGCACAAUUUCAAACGCAACUCUGCCUACCUGGAAAGAGACCUGGGGUUACUAGUUCAGCAGCUGGCUUUCACAGUCAAAAGCAAAGAGGAGGAGGAAGAAGAGGAGUUUGAUGAUAACUACAGUAGCACCUCUUGUUACACUGUGCACAGGCAGAGGGUAUGUCAGCUGGUGCACGUUCUCAGGGCUCUGCUCAUACCUGGCGGGCAUGGGGCUCUGUUUGGGGCCGUGAGAGGCACAGGCCGAAAGACCACAGUGCGUUUAGCUGCCUAUCUCACUGGCUAUCAGCUGAUGGAGGUGCAUCCUGGGAAUGAGAGUCAGUUGCGCGAGAUGUUGCGGGAGGCAGGUGGCCAGGCAGGCGUGCACGGUGGCAAUGUGGUGAUACUUGUCCACGAGGAGACCAGUCAGGCCGCCAGAGAUGAACUGUUAGUGGUGAUGGCUGACGGGACCUUCCCAGGGCUCUACUCUGACGAGGAGCUGAAGAAUCUGGUGCUGAGAAUCAACGCUGUCGUCAAGAACUCACGCAAUCGCCUACGAGAUGACCAGGCCCUUGAGAAGUAUUUCAGACAGACCCAGAGGAAUGUGCAUGUGUUCCUGCUGCUGCCCUUCUCCCCAGACACAAGUGAGAUGCAUCCUGAGAACGCCUCAGUAACCCUGGCAGUGGCACACAUGACCAAGGCUCUCAGCCUCUGCUGCUGUGUGGAGGUAUACCAGCCUUGGUCCACCCAGUCCCUUGUUGAGGCAGCCUCUCGUCGCCUCAGAGAGAACCUGCAGAUACCCGACACAGAAAGCAAAGUGGACAGAGAUGGCUUAGUGGCCAGUAUUUCUGAGGCCAUGGCAGGGAUCCACCAGUCUGCCUGUAAAUACGCCUCCAUCCUCCACCCGGACCUCCAGCCUUUCAGCCCCCAGACCUUUUUGGAGCUGAUCGCUCACUUCUUCCACCUCUGCAGCCACCUGUGUGAACAGGGCCGGGGCCAGGCUAACAGAGUGUCAACAAUCUUGGCCCGUGUGAAAGACAUGACAGACACAGCUGAGCAGCACAGCCAGGAAGUUGUCAGAUUGAAGAGGAAGAUUGCAGAAACAGAACAGUGCCUGUACCCGCUGCAGCGUGUGACAGACACAGAGCGAACACUGUGUGAGCGAGCCCGGCAGCACUGUCUACUGGAGGAGAACAGACUAUCUCACCUGGAGGAACAGACUCAUCAGGCCCAACAGCAGGCAGAGCACGCCUUCAAGGAGGUGAGUCCUCUGUACCAGACUGCACUCGAUGCUCUUCAGUCUCUGAGCACAUCUGGCCUGGUUGAAGUGCGACGCUACAGAUUCCCCCCAGACGGAGUGAUCAUCGUUAUGGACGCCAUAUGCCUGUUAUUCAACCGCCCACGCAACUGGGAGAGCAGCAAACAGCUGCUGGGACAGUCCAACUUCUUCCAGGAGUUGGAGUUCUUUGACUGCUCCAUGUUGAGCGACGACCUGUUCCGUCAGUUGGGCCAGAUAGUGCAGCAGCGAGCAUUCCUACCGGAGUCUGUGCGAGGCGUGAGCCGGGCGUGUGAGUCCCUGUGCCGCUGGGUGAGGGCAGUGUACCAGUACGCCUGUGUCCAGCGCCACAUGGCCCCCCAGGAGGCCCGGAAGAAACAGCUGGAAGUGCGCAUGGCGGAGAGCCGUGCCCGGCUGCGUGUGGCCAGGCUGCAGGAGGAGGAGGCCCGGGAGCAGCUGGAGGACAUGGAGAGACAGCAGCAGUUCCUCAGAAUGGACCUGGAGGAGCUGACCGCCCAGCUGCGUAAGGCUGAGACCCUGGAGAGAGAGGCUGCUGCUGCAGUACAGCAGGUCCAGUGUCACAUCACUGACUGGACUGCUGCAGCAAAGGAGACAGAGAUGAAUAACCAGACCAUAUCAGGGGACGCUCUGCUCCUGGCUGCCACCAUCACCUACCUGGGUCCAUUUGUGCCAGACGUACGGAUGGUGCUAUUGGGGAAGUGGAGGGAGCUGUGUCUGUCUGGACACAUUAACAUCAACCCUGAGGACCCUAGGACCUCUCUACUCCCUAACUCUGCCUCCGUGGCCCCUGGGCCACCUGGAGCCCCGCUCCAUGUCCCCAUCCCUAUGGGAGCAGAGCUGCAGAUGGCCCUGGCUAGGGCUGUAGGGGUGGACCAACGCCUGGUGCUCGGGGUGCCUCCCAGGCUGGUGCUCAAGCUGCUGCUGUGGGGAUACAGAGGCCCCUGGGCUCAACACUGGCCCCUGCUGGCAGACGCUCAGCAACAUGAGGAGAUGAGUGCCCAGGCCAUGCUGCUGACAGGCCAGCUUCCAGGGGACGACACCACAGCUCAGAGGGAGGGAGAGUAUGAGCUUGUGGUCAGUGCUGAUGACCCAGACCUGCUGGACAAAGUCAGGCAGGGUGCAGAGAAAGGAUUGAGGGUGUUGGUGACCCACGUGGAGCGAGCAGUCCCCAGCCCAGAGUUCCUGGAGGUGUUGGUGCGGCCGGCAGGGAGCCGUUCUCCUGGUCUGAGACGACCUGUUCAGACGGCCCAUCCAGAGUUUUGCCUGUUCCUCAGCACCCCACUACCAGUCAGACUCAUACUCAAUGAGAUUCACCCGUCUAUCCUGUCUGAGGUGCGUGUCAUUGACCUCUCUCUGAGCUCCACUGAGGUGCAGGAGCUCAUGUUGACAGAGUUGGUGCAGUCCGAGUGUCUGGAGCUGUGGGUUCAGCAGUGUCUCGUCAACACCGACAAGAAGGCACUGCAGGACAAACUGUGCCAGGAAGAGGUCUCUCUAAUGGAGUACAUCCUCCAGUCCUUCACCCCUCUGCUGCAGGACCCCGAGUUCCUCCCCCGGGUGUCGGCCUGUCAGACAGCCUGCCAGAAGCUGCAGGCUGAGAUUAUGGAGCUGAGCCUGGAGCUGGAGCGCCACAAGCCCCUCCUGGCUGACUUCCACAGAGUGGCAGGGCUGGCCACAGCCCUCUACCAGGCCUUGCAGGAGGUGGCACGCCUCUCCCCCUUCUACUUGUUCCCCCUGAGGAACUUCCUGUUCGCUGUGAGGGGGACGUUAGUCCUGAAGGGCCGGCCAGAUGUUACCUUUAGUGGAGAGGUAGUGACAGCGGCGGUCAUGGCAGAGAUCACACAUAGGAUGGUAUCUCACCUGUUAGCCCAGUACCGGCCCUGCCUGUUCCAGAGCCAUGCGACCCUGCUGAGGCUCCUGGUGUCUGUGGCUCUGUUCCUGCACAACGAGGGCUGCUCAGAGGUGGAGCGGUUGGCUUUCCUCAGGGGCCUAGGAGAGAUGGACCUCCCAGUAGAUGCUUCCACACCAGCCUCACCUCCACCAUCUACCUCUCCAUCUCAGCAUCAUGUGCUCCUCGGCUGGAUGCCUCCUCACACCCACACAGAGGUCCUCCGGCUGCAAAACAUCCCAGCCUUCAAAGGGCUGCUCUCAUCCCUGGCCACCUCUCCCAGCCAGUGGCAGGAGUACCUGCGCUUCCCCUCUUCCACAGUGGUGGGGCCUGUCCCCUGUCACUCUCACUCCCACCUGUCCACGCUGCAGAGGGCUCUCCUCUGGAAGACCAUGCUGCCCCACUCGCUGGCUGCUGUGGCUGAGGACCUGGCUGCCUGUCACCUGGGCCAGCCCGUGCAGUCAGCGGUGACUGGGGCCCCUCACACCGGCUCCCCAGAGGCCCUCUCCCGCUUCCUGAACAAACACGAUGGGCCAGUCAUAGUCACACUCCCAGGCCCAAGCAGAGAUGGAUGGGCUAGCAUCCAACCACUUCACUGGCUAAAACAAGUGUCCCAGUACCAAGCAGACAAAAGAGAGGUGAAAGUCAUAUCAUUUGGAGCUAAAUGCCAGAAGGAGGCCAUCCUCUCAGCACUGAAGAUAGCUGUCCACGAUGGCCAUUGGCUGGUCUUUAACAACUGUCAUCUGUUGGAGCAAUGGGAUGAGGAAGUGAUGUGUCAACUCAAUCAGUUGAUAUCCUGUGCAGCCAAAGGGCACCAAACAGAUGUGGAGACAGAGGGCCUCAUUCCAGUUGGGCUGUGUGCAGGUAGUCGGGUCCACUCACGCUUCAGACUGUGGUUUAUCACACGAGGAUUCACCCCACUCUCCAUCCCAGCGUCGAUGAGAGUGUGUGCUCUACGUCUGGUCUGUGACUCUCCCUGGGAUGUGAAGGAGGAGCUGUGCUCUUCUCUGCGUCAGGUUGUGUCUGUCACUCUGUCUGCCCCAUCCUCUGGUGUCACAGCCUGCACCAUGGAACCAAUGCUACGCGCUGCCAUCCUGCACUCUGUCCUGCUGCAACGACAGGCAUACAAAUACCUAGGCCAGGGAAACAUCUAUCACUGGACUCAGGAGGACCUGCUGGCGCUGGUGGAUGCUCAGGUCCGCAUCGCCAAAGUCUGUGGCGACCCAACUGGGGCGCUGGAGUACAUAGCAGCCAACCUGGUGUAUGGAGGCCAUGUGGCAGACCUGGCAGACCUGGAGGCAGUGGAGAGUGUGUCUAGGGCCUGUCUCAGAGCAGCACCUCCUCUCUGGGGUAGUGGGCCUCACACUCUCUCAGAUAUCAUCCACAUACCUGGCCGCUUUGACUUAUCAGGCCUGCUGCAAAGUCUGGAGCAACGUGUUCAGGCUUUGGCCAACACCAGCGACCCCUUGGUGUUGGGCUUUAGUGCUGGUUUGGCAGGAGAGCUGGUGAAGGUUCACAGCCGCACCCUGAACACUCUGCUUCAAGACUCCCAGAAACCCUUUGGCAGGGUCAGGAGCACCAACGAGCUGACCCACCCUGCUCUGCUGCCCGACUUCAACCAGGCCCGGGACCGGCUACUGGCCCUGAAGGAAAGUCUGGGACGCAUGGAUGACAUCAGGGUUGUGAGUGUAGGAGCUCCAUCCCUGGGACCCCUACGCAACUUCCUCCAGGCAGAGUGGGACGGACUGGUUGAUGUGGUUUCCUCCCUGCACUCUGAGCUCAACCAGCCCAUGCGAAACAGCAAGCCUACAGUCUCCUCUCUACUGAACGUCUCAAGCCUGUUCCGCCUAGAAAGGAGAGCAGAGCUGCUCAAGGCGUACCUAUGUGAUGAGGCCACAAGUGGUCCUUCCAAUGCCUACCGCCUGUCUGCCUUCUCCAACGCCAGGGGCUUUCUGGGCGCGUUAAUCAGGGAGGCUGCCCAUGCCAAGCAGAGGGACAUCAGCAACGUCUCUCUGCAUUUCCAAGUGCUGAGUGCUGCAACAUCCCCAGCCUCUCUUCCCCUGAGCGGUGUGUAUCUGUGUGGACUAGAACUGAGAGGGGCACUGUGGGAUACGCGGCUAGGAGCCCUGCAGGACACGCUAUCUCCUCAGCCUUGCAUACUCCCCCUCCUCUGGGUCAGAGCACGGGUGAGGAACACAGACACUGUCCGAGCCCCAGACAGCCCCCCCUGCAACACCUCCUCCCUGCCCCUCUACCACUGUCCCCUCUAUCUGGACGGAGAGCAUGGGGACCGUAGAUACUGGGAACUGGCUGAGAAUAACAUUAUUGCCCGUGUCCCUCUAGUGGCCAAGCUAGAUCCUGUGCUAUGUACACUGAGAAGAGUGAGGCUUGUGAGUACCCUGUGAGACUAGACAA
This is a messenger RNA of Coregonus clupeaformis (lake whitefish), 14379 nucleotides long. Its product is annotated as dynein heavy chain domain-containing protein 1. Gene Ontology annotation, cellular component: dynein complex. Lineage: Eukaryota; Metazoa; Chordata; Actinopteri; Salmoniformes; Salmonidae. Gene Ontology annotation, molecular function: dynein light intermediate chain binding; dynein intermediate chain binding; minus-end-directed microtubule motor activity. The coding region runs from base 117 to 14369 and encodes 4750 amino acids. The transcript has 43 exons. Gene Ontology annotation, biological process: microtubule-based movement. The record is from RefSeq and is a predicted model, not a curated record.